AAAAGGAAAUGAAUAGACGUUAUUUGCAUAAAGUCUGCACUAAGUUAAAAGCUAAAGCAGGAAGGAAGUUACCACCACUAUGCUAAAUGGGAGUGCUUCAGUGACAUGUGCUUGCUUUUAAGAAAAUCAGAACUCUUCAGAUUAGUACUAGGAAUAAUUACCAUGUUUAUUUUGUGUUUACCUGAAUUUUUCAAAAUCCACGAAGCUAACACUGUAAUUGUGUCAUGCAUGGAUACAUGUUCAUCAAAUAACACCACUUUUCCACUUUGUACUUUUAAUGAUUCUUGCAAAAGAUCAGUGCAACAAAGAAGAGAAAACCAGACUAUUUUACUGAAGGCCAUUGUAAAUCAUUCCAAUUUUGGAAAUAUUCCAUGUAUUUGCCAGUCCUCCAGGAGGGAACAACAGUCCCCUACUAAACACACGGAGUGUGAAUCCAGGAGAGAUGCAAAUGUUGAUCAUCAAGGAUCAGGGUUAGUAGCUAAAAACGUUUUGUUUCAAUUUUUAUUUCCAAAAGAAAAAGGCUCACUUGAAGUGAAAACAGAAGAUGUUAUUUAUUUUUAUAAAUAUUUGAAUUUCACUACGGUUUCUAAGAAAGAAGAAGGAGAGCAUAAUACUUACUACUUGCUGGAAAUCCACAUCAACAAUUCUAUAGUCAGAGGAAGAACUGCAGCUGAAGAAUACCUAAAUCAUUCCUGUCUAGUGGCAAUGAUGGAAGACCAAAAUGACUGUAUAAAUAUUUCACUGCAGCUGAAGUCUUAUGUGGCAUAUCCAAUGUGUAUGACGAAGAUCAUCUGGCUCACUAUGAUUCCAGUAGUUUUUGUGUUGACUAUUUCAAUCGUCAUCUACAAAAUAGUCCAAGAAAAUGAACAAAACUAUUGUAAACAGAGAGUAGCAUCAUCAGUUUCUGCUCUUCUAAGAAGAAAGGGUUCCAGACAUGCAAGAACCAUAUCUGCUAUUAAAAUUCAUCCUUUUCCUGUGAAAACCAGUGAACAGAUUCCACUUACUGCACAGACCAUAAAUAUACUGCCCGUAAUUCCCAAACAAGAGCAUCGUCAUGUGGGUACAGCAACUGUGGAAGAUUCAAGUCUUAAUCAUGCAUUAAAACGAAAACUCUCAGCACGGAAGACCUCACAGAAUCGGAUUGCUGAGCACAUUCUGGGGUGCUUGUCGGCGUGGCAGGACGGCAGUGGUGAGCUGCCCCCACCCCGGCACGGUGUGGCUCCCUACACUACAAUGGGCUCGACUGGGAUCUGGGAAUUUUUGUAUUUCAAGGCUCCUCCAUUACACACUACUCCGGGAGCUGCAGUCCGAAUUUCAAAGUCUCGUUGA
Merops nubicus (carmine bee-eater) is the source of this 1329-nucleotide messenger RNA. RefSeq names its product transmembrane protein 156 (gene TMEM156). The record is from RefSeq and is a predicted model, not a curated record. The transcript is spliced from 8 exons. The coding region runs from base 106 to 1329 and encodes 407 amino acids. NCBI's taxonomy places the organism in Eukaryota, Metazoa, Chordata, Aves, Coraciiformes, Meropidae.